Fusarium verticillioides 7600 is the source of this 1035-nucleotide messenger RNA. RefSeq lists its product as hypothetical. The transcript has 2 exons. Bases 36 to 533 code for a protein of 165 amino acids. Lineage: Eukaryota; Fungi; Ascomycota; Sordariomycetes; Hypocreales; Nectriaceae. The record is from RefSeq and is a predicted model, not a curated record.
CCUGAGUGGACUGACUUGACUCGUUUCACAACAUCAUGCAACUGUGCUCUCUUACCACAGUCAUCGUUAACCUCAUCUCACUUCCCAUCUCCGACUUAGUAGCCACGAUCCCAUUGACUUCCAUUUGUUUUAGCCGAAACUCUACAGCAGUUCUAGCGCCACUAUUCCCGCUUUGGGCAGCCAUAACAGCUCAAGCUAUUAUCUCUCGGUGCCUCUGUUUGCCCAUCCCUUCUGUUUUGGCCAAAGUUUACAAUGAACGAGAAAAUUUUAUCCAGUCUCAUGCUGCUAAGGUGAAAUCCCAAUGUUCUGUUAUUGCCCAUCCACAAGUUCAAUCAUGGCCUGCUGUAUCAGAAUCUCAAGUCAAGAAGUUGUGUGGGCUUCACAAAAUCGGCUCGUGCGCGAUGGACCCUUGUAGCGCCGUUUAUGGGGCAGCACAACCAAGUCAGCGCUUGUUGUUCAUUAAACUGAUCCAUAGGCUUGAGAUAUCUCAGUUACAUUCUCGCGCCGACCCCUACAUUGCACAACGCACAUAGACCAUGAAGUAAGUGGCAGGGGAUUAAAUGUCACUGAAACAUCAAGCAUCUGGGAACCAAUCACUGUGAGACAACAGCUCUAAUUCAGAAGGGCUGAAACACCGAAAUCCUUCCACCAGAAGAGAUAAACGGCCCAGAAACGCCAGAAUGGCAUCAACGAUGGAAACAUGAACAUCGUCUAAGCUCUAUUGUAUGUUGUAUACUAUUAUGUAUUUGUAUAGGAUAAUCCGAUCAUUUGUCUAACCCUAGAGCAAAAAUCCCAGAUCUAUCUCUAUCAUAUUGCCCCGUCUUGUCAAGCGAAAUCCUAUCCAUUCCGUCCAGCUAACUGGAAAUCUUCACCAGCAGCGGCCUAUGUCUCGUCAUCAAUCCUAAAUUCGGACUCAUCGUUUCUCGAGGCGCUAACUCGCUCCGCACAAAGUUUUCUUGUACACAUGUCUCUUGAGAUAUCAAACAACGUGCCGAAUCAUAAAUUGCUCACGCUAUACCUUCACUCCAUUUCCAA